Messenger RNA from Varanus komodoensis (Komodo dragon), 2384 nucleotides. It is a transcript of the gene TRMT1, whose product is annotated as tRNA methyltransferase 1. Gene Ontology annotation, cellular component: nucleus. Gene Ontology annotation, biological process: tRNA N2-guanine methylation. The record is from RefSeq and is a predicted model, not a curated record. NCBI's taxonomy places the organism in Eukaryota, Metazoa, Chordata, Lepidosauria, Squamata, Varanidae. The transcript has 17 exons. Gene Ontology annotation, molecular function: RNA binding; metal ion binding. The coding region runs from base 281 to 2281 and encodes 666 amino acids.
UCUCAGCAACUUUUAAUAUGGCGGCGUUGGUGUAACCUGUGCUGAAAAGCGUGGAAAUUGAUUUUGGGGGUUCGGGCUACUUCUGAGAGGGAAGUCUUCGGGGUCGAAAGAUUAGUUACGGAGGCUGCAGACAGACUAUACGGAAAGUUCAUUUGUUAUAUUAUGGGGCUUCUUCCACGCGUCCUGAUUUAUGGCAUGUGACUUCAUAAUUCAGUUCCUGAAUCAUUUGCCGGAGAUGUUCGAACUAAGUAUAAACGAGUUGUAGAGAAACCUGUCUCUAAUGACAAGAAAGGCUUUCCUUUGGUUUUUGUACCUGGGACGCACCUUGGCUUCACACAGAAGUGCAGUAAUUCUCCAGCUUUGGAAGAACUGGAACUUUGUGCCUUUAAUUGCUCCUCGUGUCAGAAAUAGUUCUUUUGUCAAAGGCAUGGAGGGCAGUGCAGCUCAAGCUAUGGAAAUACAUGGCUCUAACCUGAAGCAAAGUGUGGCUGAGUCAUCUCCAGUGGCAACCAGUGGUAGCUCUGAGUCAGCCAAGAAUGGUGAGAGUCUGAUCACAGAAGGAAAAGCAAAAAUAAUUUUCCCAAGUGCCAAUGAAGUGUUCUACAACCCUGUCCAGGAGUUCAACAGAGACCUUACGUGUGCAGUCCUUACAGAAUUUGCUCGUCUUCAGCUUUUAGAAAAAGGAAUUCAGAUUGCAGUUCCGGGGGAGGAAAAUGCCUCAAAAAUGAUUGUGGAUAUCUCGAAAGAAGAAAAAGAUGAUGACUUGGAACAACCAUGUGUCCCAGAUAAGGAGGAUCAGAAAGUUGUAAGAGUGGGAGAGGUUUGCCAGGAUGGACUCCGAGUGCUGGAAGCCUUGGCUGCUUCUGGGCUACGCUCCAUCCGGUUUGCCAGAGAGGUGCCUGGUCUUCACAAGGUGGUGGCGAAUGACGUCUCUUCCAAGGCAGUUGAUCUCAUAGCCCAAAACAUUCAGCUCAACGAUGCAGGACACCUGGUGGCACCAAGCUUGUCAGAUGCCCGGAUGCUGAUGUACAAGAGCAAGGCAGCCAAGGAGCUCUUUGACGUCAUCGACCUGGACCCGUACGGCAGCCCUUCUAUGUUUCUCGAUGCUGCCUUGCAGGCCGUGAGUGAAGGAGGUCUGCUGUGUGUCACCUGCACCGAUAUGGCUGUGAUGGCUGGGAACUCGGGGGAGACCUGCUACAGCAAAUACGGAGCCAUGUCGAUCAAGGCCAAGUUCUGCCAUGAGAUGGCACUGCGGAUCAUCCUGCACAGCCUUGAUCUGCGUGCCAACUGCUACCAGCGCUACAUUGUCCCCCUCCUGUCCAUCAGUGCGGACUUCUAUAUCCGUGUGUUCGUCCGGGUCUUCACCGGACAGGCUAAAGUCAAAGCUUCCGCCAGCAAGCAGGCCUUGGUGUAUAACUGUGUGGGCUGCGGCUCCUUUCACAUCCAAAGACUCGGCAAAGUGGUCAGCAACGGAAACAACGUCAACUACAAGGCGGCCUGUGGGCCCCCCGUGGGACCUUCCUGUGAGCAUUGCCACCAGCGCCACCAGUUGGCGGGCCCUCUGUGGGCGGAGGCUCUCCACGAUGUCGCUUUUGUCCAGCGAGUCCUGUCAGCCGUCGGGGGCAACCCGGGACGCUUCCAGACUGGUCCAAGGAUCCAGGGCAUCCUGAGCAUGGUGAUGGAGGAACUCAGUGACGUCCCUCUCUAUUACACCCUUGAUCAGCUCAGCAAAACCAUCCGUUGCAACAGCCCUUCCCUGCUCCAGUUCAGAUCAGCUCUCCUCCACGCUGGUUACCGAGUGUCACUGUCCCAUGCCUGCAAGAAUGCCAUCAAGACGGAUGCACCACCCUCUGUGCUUUGGGACGUCAUGCGCUGCUGGGAGAAGCUGAACCCUGUGAAAAGAGAGCGCCUUUCAGAGAGCAGCCCAGCUGCCUACAUCCUCUCUGUGGAACCCAAACAACAGAUAUCCUUCACUGUGAGGGCAGAUGCAAAUCCUAGUUCACGAAAGCUGGGCCUGAAACGGUUUCAGCUGAAUCCUGAGCCCUUUUGGGGGCCAAAAGCAAGAGCCAAAGCUGGGGGUGGGAUCUCUUCCUCUCUGCAGGACAAGCGAAAGCUACACCAGAACAAGAGGAAGGCAUGUGCAGACGAACACGAUGCAGCCCACCUGAAGAACUUCCCCUGCAAAAGGUUCCGGGAGGGCAACUGUUCACUGGGGGACAAAUGCUGCUACUCUCACGAGGUGGAAAAAGAGAUGGAGCAAAACAACACAACAGCAUCAUGAUGAAACAGUGAAUGUCUGCUUUUUUUUUUUUUUUAAAGAGGAGAAUCUUUUAUUUUAAAUUAUCCAUUUAUGAUAUGCUCACCAUUAUAUAAUGAUCUUUUAA